CACCUGCAGAGCGGCUCUGGGCGUCUGAUGCUCCGGGAGGAGAAAAGAGGAGAAAAGAGGAGGAAGAGCAGAAAAACUCCGCAAAGUCCGGAUUUCAGCGCGAGCUCGGAGAAGAUCGAUCCGCACUGAUGGAGCCGCUCGGUUCCGCUCUGGUCUGCCUGCUGGCGCUGUCCACUGCAGUGUGUGGGUUGGAGAUCACCUCCACUGGACCGACCUCCAUAGAGAAGGCCAGCGGUGAGAGUGUGAAGCUGGACUGCCAGUUCACUCUGGCCACCGAGGACUCUGGACCGCUGGACAUCGAGUGGAGCCUCCAACCAUCUGACAACCAGAAAGAGGAGAAAGUGGUGAUCCUGUAUUCAGGUGAUCGAGCCUAUGAGAAUUACUAUCCUCCUCUGAAGGGCCGAGUUCACUUUAACUCUGCCGACCCGAAGAACGGCGACGCCUCCAUAAACCUGCUGAGUCUGGAAGCGUCCGACACGGGAACCUACCAGUGCAAAGUAAAGAAGGUUCCGGGCAUCCGCAGCAGGAAAGUCCUACUGACCGUUAUGGUGCGGCCCUCUAAGCCCAGGUGUUCUAUUGAGGGUUCUGCUCAGGUGGGCAAAGAUGUGGUUCUGAAGUGCAAGUCCUCUGAUGGAACGAGUCCUCUGCAGUACAUCUGGGACAAAACCAGCGGCAACAGACUGCUACCAGCUAACGCAGUACUGGAUUCUGCUGGGGGAACCGUCAGCAUCCGCAAUGCCACUGAGGCUGUUUCAGGAACGUACCGCUGUACUGCCAAAAACCGCGUAGGAACUGAUGAGUGUGUUCUAGAGCUCAACAUUACACAGCCUCCUAACACUGCUGGUGUGAUUGCCGGCUCGGUGAUCUGUGUGCUGCUGAUUCUUAUCCUCAUUGCGCUGAUCUUGUUCUGCUGCUGUCGAGCUCGUCACAAGAAGAAAUACGAAAAGGAGAUUUCCUACGAGAUCAGAGAGGACGUUCCCCCACCUAAAAGUCGGAUCUCCACGGCGAGGAGCUUCACCAGUGUGGGCAGCCAGCGUUCCUCUCUGGGCUCCAUGUCACCCUCCAACCUGCACGAGUACACCAAAGCCCAGUAUGACAAAAUCCCAUCUGAGGAGUACGAGAGGCCCCCAAGCCACGCCCCCCUACCCCCUAGCCUCGGCCCCAGCAGGAUGGCUGCACCCAAUCUGAGUCGCAUGGGGGCCGUUCCGGUCAUGAUCCCAGCGCAGAACAGGGACGGGUCCAUCGUGUAGGGUUUGGGGGCAGUUCCAGGGGGGGUGGGGGGGUGUGAGGGUGCAAUGCCAGUGUCACUAUGCCAGCCUGACUGUCCGGAGUGGCACUGACAGCACAAAGCUUCUCAAUAAAACACACUGUGAUCUUCCAGAACUUGAGCAGAUCUGGAGAAACCCUGAGAAAGAUCAUCGUCAUCCACUUAAAAGAUCAGUGAAGGUGGACUCACCGCGUUCGGUUCUGUAAAUAAUACGCAUGAUUUUUUAUUUUCAUUUUAUUUUCAUUUGUUACUUUGCUGGUCCCAUCUAGUGAGAGAUGUUCUAGCUGACUCGAGUCUAGAGGGACUCGGUUCUUCACCUGUGAAAAAUCUGAAGCAGUGAGAUGUGAAAUCAGAACUACAUUCCAAACACAAAAUGAUUUUAUUUGAAACCUUAUAAAGUCUCAUUUGCCCUGUUUGCUCUUUUAAAUCCCCCCCAAUUAAAAUGGUUUUAUAUGAAGGUUUGAAGGUCACUGCACACUCGGUUCCGUAGGUUCUGCUGUGAGAACAUUCAAAUCAACUGAAAAUUUACGGAGAAUUGUGUUUUUCCUUAAUUCCCAAAUGCUUCUCUGAUUUUCUAGUUUUACCUGUAGGUUCACCUGUAGGUUUACUUGUGAGCUGAUUGGUCACCUGUUCAUGGUUUGUGGUUAAUCGGAGGUCAUGUUGAGACUUACUGAGCGAUCUGAUUUGAUUGGGUUUGACUGCUCAGAUGUGGCCAGGCCAGACUAGCUGAUCCCUGGAGCCUCCGAUAAUGGCGCUGUUCUCAUUGAGAGCCUUAAAUGAAAGACUACCAUCAUUAUUGAAGUUUUUAUUUUCUCUGGUUCCACUGCUCUAGGCGAUGAAGGACCUGUUCUGUGGUUAAAUGAAGUGUUCGUAGGAAAUAUAAGUGAUAUAUGAGUGAUCUCUGUGGAGGCUGGAAUCAGCAUCGUGUCAGUUAUUCUAUUUAGAUGAUUCAUUAUGCUAAUGAACUUGUGUAGGAAUCUUUCUUGAGGUUCUGGUUCCUGUUCUAGGUCAGAGAAUCUCACUGCUCCCAUGGUCAGUGUAGAGUGACUGCGCGUUGCCGAACUCAUUCCUGGUGCCUUUUCUCCUCUCUGGCUUUAAUGAAGGUGUUUCACAGCACGUAUUUGUUCAGAGUUUAGUUACUGAUGAAUCUCCCUGACUCGAUCCUCAUCACGCUGAACAGAACAGGGGCGUAAACUGAUAGUGACACACGUAGAACCUGGUCUUGUGCUUUUUGGUAACUGCUGACUCGUACUGAUGAGAUCUUAAAUGGCUCAUAUCGUGGAAAACUGAACUUGCCUUACUUUUCUGAGAUAAGAGAUUAAUACAGGAUGGAAACAUUACAGUGUGCCAGUGUUUUGUUCACUCCAGCAGCCCGAUUUCAAUCCACUGUUUCUGUGAUGUCACAGAAACCAGCACAUUUUAUUUACAAAUACAUGCAGCAGUCUAGCCCCUGUGAAAGCCUGUGAGGAUAAAGAGAUUUAUUCUCUUUUUGGUUCAUAAAAUUACACAAAUGUCAUAAAUUGACUUUAUGGGUUAGGGUUUAUUACCUGCCUUUAAACGUGGGAUAUGAGCCCUUUAACAGGAGUCAGUCUGCGAUUGUUAAUACAGUCAGUGCGUCAGUCUGUUAUUGUUUUUCUUUUACACAGAAGCUUCUCUGCGUCUGUUUAUCCACAGUUUCUGUUUAACCUGCAAAUAAACAUAUUUACUGUCAUUUUUAACAGGAUAAACGAGUCUCUCCCAAAAUGCACUUUUCCAAAACACUUUUCCAACACACACACACACACACACACACACACACACACACACACACACUGCGGGGUGUUCCUGUGCAGUUCUGUGUUAUUACAGUGUAAUAAACAGCUGAUUACAGAUAGAAAUUAAACUCUUCAGAGAUUUAAUUAACUGUAGCUCUUCAGACAAAAACUAAUAAACUUUUUUCUUCUUCCAGUUUGGGUUUUUUGCACAUGUAUGUAAAAACUUCAGUUUCUGAUCUUUUGUUUGCUUUUUUGGUGACAUUUUUAAAUAAAAAGAACCAAAAUGACCCAAAA
Pygocentrus nattereri (red-bellied piranha) is the source of this 3315-nucleotide messenger RNA. It is a transcript of the gene cxadr, whose product is annotated as CXADR Ig-like cell adhesion molecule. Gene Ontology annotation, molecular function: cell adhesion molecule binding. Gene Ontology annotation, biological process: homotypic cell-cell adhesion. The transcript has 7 exons. Gene Ontology annotation, cellular component: bicellular tight junction; intercalated disc; basolateral plasma membrane. The coding region runs from base 129 to 1250 and encodes 373 amino acids. Lineage: Eukaryota; Metazoa; Chordata; Actinopteri; Characiformes; Serrasalmidae. The record is from RefSeq and is a predicted model, not a curated record.